AUAAUUAUCAAAGUAAAAUAGAUUUACCUUUUUGAACAGUAUCUUUUAUAUAGCUAUAGACGACUCGAAGAGUAGCCGGUUCCAUGUCGAUAGCUGCAUCCAACUCCGCUAAGGUGUCCAAUGCUUUGAAAGCAUUGGAACAGAAGCCUGAAUCUAUACCUUCCAUCAACCAAUACACCACUGACGACGGAACGGUUCUUUCUACUAAAGAUAGAGCAAUCACCAGUGUACCCCCACCAGCCACCAAAAUCCCUACUGAUGCCCAGCUAUUCCUCCCGGAUGGCCGUCCGAACUGUGAUUUCCUUCGUGAUCAUUUCAUUCAUGAGGGGAGACUUCGUGAAGAUCAAGCAAUCCGAAUCUUACGUGAUGCUACCCAACUCCUUGCAUCGGAACCAAAUCUUUUGGAUGUACCGGCUCCAGUCACAGUAUGUGGGGAUGUCCAUGGUCAAUAUUUCGACUUGAUGAAGUUGUUUGAAGUUGGUGGAGACCCUAUGACUACCUCAUAUUUAUUUCUUGGAGAUUAUGUUGAUCGUGGAUCAUUUCUGAUUGAAUGUUUAUUAUAUCUUUACUCACUCAAGUUGAACCAUCCAACCACUUUCUGGAUGCUUCGUGGGAACCAUGAAUGUAAGCAUUUGACCGAUUAUUUCACUUUCAAGACUGAAUGUUUGCACAAAUAUUCCAUCAACUUGUACGAAGAAUCACUUAAUAGUUUCAAUGCCUUACCCCUUGCCGCCAUCAUGAAUAAACAAUUCUUUUGUGUACAUGGUGGAUUAUCACCAGAUUUGAAGACUUUGGAUGAUUUGGUUAAACUUGAUCGUUUCAGAGAACCUCCAACCAAGGGACUUAUGUGUGAUUUAUUGUGGGCUGAUCCAGUGGAAGAUUAUGAUGAAGAUAAUAUGGAUGCUACGUUUGUUCGUAAUACUGUUCGUGGUUGUUCAUAUGCAUUCACAUAUAAGGCUUCUUGUCAAUUCUUGGAACGUACCGGACUUUUAUCAGUGAUUAGAGCCCAUGAAGCGCAAGAUAUGGGGUACAGAAUGUACAAGAGAACAAAGACAAUGGGGUUCCCUUCACUUUUGACUAUGUUCAGUGCUCCUAAUUACUUGGAUACAUACAACAACAAGGCAGCAGUGUUGAAAUAUGAAAACAAUGUCAUGAAUAUUCGUCAAUUCAACCUGUCUCCACAUCCAUAUUGGUUACCAAAUUUCAUGGAUGUAUUCAGUUGGUCCUUACCGUUUGUUGGAGAAAAAGUUACCGAUAUGUUGGUAUCAAUUUUGAAUAUUUGUACUGAGGAAGAAUUAAGUGAAGAAACUGUUUUUGAAGGAGAUCCAACCAAACAUAUAGUUGAUACCACCAGCUCCACCACCUCCUCCAAUACCCCACAUGGCAGUAAAAGCAUCACCAAUACCCCACAAGCCAGUAAAAGCACCACCACCCAUUCCGUGGAAGAUGCUCUGUCUGUAGUGAUUAGUCCAGAAGUUUCAGCUGCUGCCUCGAUGACUCCUGUGGACGAUUCGUACGAGGCAAAGCGUCAAGCACUUCGUAAUAAGGUCAUUGCCAUUGGACGAGUCUCUAGAAUGUAUCAAGUUCUUCGAGAACAAUCAGAACAAGUUGCACACCUUAAACAAUUGAACAGCGGGACACUUCCUAAGGGUUCCCUUCUACAUGGUAGUGAAGGACUUCGGGAAAAGAUCAACACUUUUGAAGAAGCUAGAAGGGCUGACUUGGCCAAUGAGGCAUUGCCACCAUCUCACGAAGAAAUGAAGCGUCGUGGAGCUGAAAAGGAAGAAAAGAUAAAACAAGAAAUUAACAAUUCACUGAAUUCGAGUCCGGUAUUCCAAAGACUCAUUAGGAAGUUGUCACAGGGUUAAGUAAAGUAGUUACGAACAAUAUAUAUGUAGUCACAUAAA
Messenger RNA from [Candida] anglica, 1907 nucleotides. The record is from the annotation of a GenBank genome assembly. Lineage: Eukaryota; Fungi; Ascomycota; Pichiomycetes; Serinales; Debaryomycetaceae.